This is a messenger RNA of Didymodactylos carnosus, 1668 nucleotides long. The record is from the annotation of a GenBank genome assembly. Lineage: Eukaryota; Metazoa; Rotifera; Eurotatoria; Philodinida; Philodinidae.
AUGGGUCAUCAUCCUUCUAAAUUCAAACCGAACAAAUCGUAUUCACUAACACCUAAAGGAGGACCUCCUUUUGUACAGCCACAUUUACAUGAUUUAUCACGAUUCGCUGUCAUAACUGUUAUAUUUAAUCCUGUUCACUUUCAUACACGUUAUGAAUUAUAUCAUCGAUUUGCAAAACAUAUGGCAGAUUCAAAUGUACGUUUAUUUACAGUUGAAUGUAUAUUUCAUUCAACACGUAAAUUUGGAUUACCUGAACAAAAGUUUGAAGUAACAAAUGCUAAUAAUCCCGAUCAUUUUCAAUUUAUUGCACCAUCUAUUAUAUGGUUGAAGGAAAAUUUAAUCAAUAUAGCUGUUACUCAGUUACCUAAGCACAUUGAAUAUAUAGCAUGGAUCGAUGCUGAUGUUGAAUUCGAGAGACUCGACUGGCCUCAUUUGGCAAUGAACGCAAUGCAAAAAUAUAGUAUUGUUCAAUUGUUCGAAUGUGGUUUCUUUUGUGGACCGAAUGGGAAGAACGAGAUAUUAAGAAGAGACUAUUCAUUUGCCUAUAGUAUUCGAAAUAACAAACCAAUUGAUCCAAAACGGAAGGACUGGUACGCUCAUCCGGGAUAUGCAUGGACAAUGAAACGAUCCGAUUUUAUCUUACUAGGCGGCUUACUAGAUUUCAGUAUUGUAGGAUCAGCUGAUUUACAUUUUGCCUUUGCGCUUUUAAAUCGAGUCACUGAGACAUUUCCACCCGGAUUACAUCUAGACUAUGCUAGUCUCACCACAAAAUGGGCAGAAAAACUAUACGCAAUAGCAAAUGGUGGAGAAAAUGUUGGCUAUAUACCAGUAAAUUUAUAUCAUUAUUGGCAUGGAAGUAGAGAAAAUCGUCAUUACGUUGAUCGAUGGUCGAUCUUAGAACGUAACCGUUUUUCGCCCUAUAGUGAUCUUGAGAAACACGAUAAUGGACUUUUAAGGUUGACAGGUAAAGGAAACCGACGAACAGAAGUACUAGAACAAGAUAUUGUGAACUAUUUUAAAAGUCGUAACGAAGAUAUGAAAAUAAUACCAUCUCCACAAAAACCCUCUCAACCCGUUAAUCGACCAAAACCAAAUCAGCAACCUCAGAAAAAAUAUCCUCAAAUAGCGCCACCACGCCGUACAGGGAACUCUUCGAAUUUUUCUCGUCCUGUUCCCUCUGCAAUUCGCUGGACCUCAGGUGGAGCAAAUACUCACGUCGACGACGAUCAGUUUUAUCAUCAUUGUACCUGUCAUGGACAUCACCAUCAUCCUGGAAAUCACGACUGUCCAUGUUAUAUACCAAAUGGUGACGACUGCUUUCCUCACGAGCACCAUGGGCAUCACGGACAUCACUCUGAUCAACAAGAAUGGAAUACUGAUCACCAUAACCAUCCUCAAGAUUGGCAGCACACCCAUCAUCAUCACGACGAUCCUGCUCACAGUGGAGGACAUCAUCAUCACGACGAUCAUGCUUACAGUGGAGGACAUCAUCAUCACGACGAUCAUGCUUACAGUGGAGGACAUCAUUGGGGUCAUGAUGCAAGUCACCACGAUUACUCCAGUGGGCAUACGUAUGAUAAUAGUGGGGGAAAUUACUCUGCUGGUGAUUACAGUGGAGGGAAUUACACUGCUGGAGAUUAUAGCGGUGGGAAUGGAAGUUUUUAUUAA